Messenger RNA from Talaromyces stipitatus ATCC 10500, 1635 nucleotides. Its product is annotated as heterogeneous nuclear ribonucleoprotein HRP1. Bases 1 to 1635 code for a protein of 544 amino acids. NCBI's taxonomy places the organism in Eukaryota, Fungi, Ascomycota, Eurotiomycetes, Eurotiales, Trichocomaceae. The transcript has 5 exons. The record is from RefSeq and is a predicted model, not a curated record. Gene Ontology annotation, molecular function: RNA binding.
AUGACAGAACCAGAGGAGCUUGAGGAGGAUCUUUUUGCUGAUUUGUACGAUGGCAAUGACACUAACCAAGUUACCUCAACCGGUGUAACCGACUCCUCUGCAGAAACGAAGACUUCGUCAGCAGCUCCUCAAGUGGAUGAUUCUCAGAAUGGCGGAGGCUAUGAACCCACCUACAGUAGCUCACACGCACAGAAUGCAUACCAGGGACAGCAAACUGGCGGAAUUCAAAGCUACCAUUCAAUGGAUGAGACAUCGCAGGAUGUAAAUGUACACACCGGAGACGGGGUGCAUUCUACAGAAGGAGAAGCACAGGGAACGGGUAUCAAGGAAGAUGGGAAAAUGUUCAUCGGAGGUUUGAACUGGGAGACUACAGACCAAUCUCUCAAGGAUUACUUUUCACAAUUCGGCGAAGUCUCCGAAUGUACAGUCAUGCGUGACAGCGCUACGGGAAGAUCGAGAGGUUUUGGAUUCCUUACAUUCAGAGAUCCCAAAACCGUCAAUACAGUCAUGGUCAAGGAGCAUUACCUAGAUGGAAAGAUUAUUGAUCCAAAACGUGCCAUUCCUCGCGAUGAACAAGAAAAGACCAGUAAGAUUUUCGUGGGGGGAGUCAGUCAGGAAGCUACCGAGCAAGAUUUUAAGCAGUUCUUUAUGCAAUUUGGUCGUGUAGUGGAUGCCACACUUAUGAUCGACAAAGACACUGGCCGCCCACGAGGAUUCGGUUUCGUGACAUUCGACAGUGAAGCAGCAGUGGAAGCCACGCUUUCCCGACCCCUGGAGAUCCUCGGUAAAUCCAUCGAGGUGAAAAAGGCUCAACCAAGGGGUAAUCUGCGAGACGAUGAUCGAAACCGUCGGGGCAGAGAUCAAGGCAUGACUCCAGAUAACAGUCAACAGCAAGGUGGCCAGGGACCAGGGGGUAUGCCCAGUGGCAUCACUCCGCAGAUGAUGGCUCAGUACUGGCAACGUAUGCAACAGUAUUUCGCCAUGAUGCAGCAGCAAAUGGCAGCUGCUCAGAGUCAGGGUAUGGGCGGAAUGAACAUGGCUGGUAUGAAUCCUGCAAUGAUGCAACAAAUGAAGCAGAUGCAGAUGGCAGCCGGUCAACAACCAGGUCAAUCGCCAAGUCCCGGUCCUCAAGGUAUGCAGAACAUGAACCCAGCCAUGAUGCAACAGAUGCAGCAGAUGCAGCAGAUGCAACAGAUGCAAAGCCAAGGUCAAGGACAAAUGGGCAUGGGUGGUGCUGGUGCUGGUUAUGGCGGUAAUCGUGUUGGACCAGGCUACAAUGCUCACGAACAACUUGCCUUCGAACAACAAAAAUACGAGCAACAACAAGCUCGACGAGGAAGUGCCUAUUCACCUUAUCAACAAGGCGGUCCGACAUCAUGGGAAGGUAUGUAUGACGAGGUACCUCAGCCAAAUGUUCCAUCCGGCCCACAAGGUCGUGGUGGUGGAGGCAUGGGAAGAGGCGGCAUGCAGAAUCAGGGCAAGCCGGGCACCCCUCAUCAAGGUGGUGGUGGUACUCCUCCUGCUGCACCAGCUAAUGCUCCUACCGGUCCCCGAAACGCUGGACGACCAGGAGCAAACUAUCGCGGCGGAGGUCGUGGAGGUGGUCAUCGUGGUUUCCAUCCUUAUUCGCGAUAA